AUGUCUCGUGCCUGGCGGCGCCUUGCGGCCGCGCCGCAGGCUUUCUUGGCAGCCCCGGCCGUUUCCGCGACAGCCUUCGGCUUGAAGCCUACUGCUUGCAGCUCUCGUGACAAGGCCAAGGCGGCGGCGGACAAGCAGUCAGUCUUCUGGAUCUCUGGGUCCUCACAGGGCUGUGCCAAGACGCUGCCGUGCAAAUUCGACCACUACGGUGGAGUUAUUGUGAGCCCUGACGGCGUUCCCAAAGAGGAAGGCAAUUUUCGGGAGAUGCUUGCGUCCUCGCUCCAGGAGUGGGAGAUGCAACAGAAGCGUGGCGUGUGGCUUCAUCUGAGCAUCGAGAAAUCCUCGCUGAUACCUAUUGCCACCAAAGAGUUCGGCUUCGAGUUCCACCAUGCUGAGCCCGAUCAUGUCAUGAUGACGAAGUGGCUGCCUAAGGAUGCUCCGAACACGCUGCCUGCAAACGCGAGCCACACCAUCGGCGUGGGUGCGCUCGUCACGAACUCUGAAGGGCACAUCCUCCUGGUCCGGGAGCGCACGGGCCCAGCUGGCCGCUCCGGAGUAUGGAAGAUCCCCACCGGCAUGGUGGAUGCGGGUGAGGAGCUUCAUGAAGCAGUCGUCCGAGAGGUGAAGGAGGAGACGGGCAUUGACGCAACGUUUGAGUAUUUCGGGGCGUUCACUAUGAAUCACGGUGGCAAUCUGGCGCAUGAGGGGAAGAGCAACAUCUUCUUCAUAGUCAAAUGCAAAGCGCUGAGCAACCAGAUCCAAAUGUGCCAAAGCGAGCUGACGGACGCACGCUGGUUCACGCAGGAAGAGUGGGAUGCCCUCCCCUUCCCCGAGAAGGGGUCGCUUUGGUGGGAGAUCAACCGCUCGGCGUUGGCUCCCGAGGCUGUCCUCUCCAUCAAGGAGCUCGCGUGGGGAUCAAACCGUCCAGACAUGAAGCGGAUGCUGUAUUUUCCAUUGAAGCGUUCGGCGCUCUGA
Molecule: messenger RNA, 975 nt
Organism: Symbiodinium natans
Lineage: Eukaryota; Dinophyceae; Suessiales; Symbiodiniaceae
Source: the annotation of a GenBank genome assembly